Molecule: messenger RNA, 720 nt
Organism: Racocetra fulgida
Lineage: Eukaryota; Fungi; Glomeromycota; Glomeromycetes; Diversisporales; Gigasporaceae
Source: the annotation of a GenBank genome assembly
AUGAAAUCUUUUAUCGAAGUUUCAGCCGAUUCACAUUUCCCUAUUCAAAAUUUACCAUUUGGAAUUUUUUCAAUUGCAGAGGAUAAAAUUUCGUCUGCUCGCGUUGGAGUUGCUAUAGGCGACCAAAUUUUAGACUUGACAGUUUUAUCCAAAUUAUUUGAAAAACAUGUUCCAGAAUUGGCUACGCGAAAAUUCCUACAAGCUAUUUUGUCCGAAGAUAAUCCAGAAUUACGAGAUAAUAAAGAACUUCGAAAUCAAGCAUUUGUUCCUCAAAAACUUGCAAAAAUGCAUUUACCGGCUAAUAUUGGACAUUAUACGGAUUUUUAUGCUUCAAAGGAACAUGCAACUAAUUGUGUUGUUGUCUCUGGAACAGAUAUUUUGCGUCCUCGUGGUCAAAGAUCACCAGGAAAAGACCAACCUCCAGUUUUUGGUCCAUCUACAAAAUUGGACAUUGAAUUAGAAAUGGAUCCUACACCAUUUCCAUAUCUUCAAGAAGAAGGAAAAACAGCAUAUGAUAUUCACCUUGAAGUUAAGAUGAAACGAUCAUUAUUAGAAAUUACAUGGAACGGAAAAAAUGAAAUUGACUUUGGCAAUGGAGUUAAACGAUUAUUUGUUGAAGAUGGAGAUGAAGUUGUGUUAACUGGUCAUUGUCAAGGAGAAGGAUAUAAAGUUGGAUUUGGUGAAUGUAGUGGUAAAAUAUUACCUGCUAUAUCUUCGUAA